AUGUCAGGUAGUGAACAAACAAGAGAGAAAUUAUCAGAUUCCGAGUGUACAGAGGACGAGCCACGCCGUUCUCGAAUCGGGAGUUUGAGGAAGAAAGCAAUCAGCUGCUCCAGCAAACUCACGCAUCCGUUGAAGAGAAAAGGGAAACGGAAAAUCGAUUACCAAAUCCCUUUCAUCGAAGACGUUAGAGACGAGAAAGAGGAGAAGAUUGUUUCCACAUUGCGUCAAGAGCUUCUCCAUAAAGAUCUGUUGCCUCCAAGGCAUGAUGAUUACCACAUGCUGUUGAGGUUUCUGAAAACAAUGGAAUUCAACAUGGAGAAAACAGUCACUGCGUGGGAAGAAAUGCUCAAAUGGAGGAAAGAAUUUGGAGCGGAUCGUAUAAUUCAGGAUUUCAAUUUCAAAGAGCUGGACAAAGUUGUGCGGCAUUAUCCUCAGGGUUACCAUGGAGUUGAUAAAGACGGUAGACCGAUAUAUAUCGAGAGGCUCGGGAAAGCACAUCCCGGUAAGCUUAUGGAUGUUACCACGAUAGAGCGGUACUUGAAGUACCAUGUUCAAGAAUUUGAGAGAGCUCUUCAAGAGAAGCUUCCUGCGUGUUCGGUUGCAGCUAAGCGACGAGUCACUACAACGACUACAAUACUAGAUGUUGAAGGACUGGGUAUGAAGAACUUUUCUCCUACAGCUGCGAAUCUCUUGGCCUCCAUUGCUAAAGUGGAUUGCAAUUAUUACCCUGAGACUUUGCACCGAAUGUUCAUUGUCAAUGCAGGGAUUGGAUUCAGGAAUUUGCUUUGGCCUGCCGCUCAGAAGUUUCUUGAUCCGAUGACUAUUGCAAAGAUACAAGUUUUGGAGCCAAAGUCCUUGUCAAAGUUACUUGAAGCAAUUGAAUCCAGUCAACUUCCAGAAUUCUUGGGAGGCUUAUGCAAGUGUCCUAACGAAGGAGGGUGCUUAAGGUCUAACAAAGGACCAUGGAAUGAUCCUGAAAUAGUCGAGCUCGUACAUCACAUGGAAGCAAACCCUGUACCACAAACUACAAGAGCUCAUCUUCAUAUAAAAGAUUCUGAUUCCACUAUUCACAUUAACCCGCCUGAGCAGGCUAGCACAUCAGAUGGUGAUAAAUUCAUUACUACCGUGGAAUCUGCAGAACCGGCUCAAGGAGAAUGGUCCCAAGCGCAUUUACAUAACACGAAUACUGGAAACUCUUCUUCUGCAAAUACAUCUAGAGGAGAAGGCGGUCAGAUAUUGCGGUUUAGUGCUAUUAGAGAGAAAAUCAAUGGCGAGAACAUGAUUCACUUGGUGAAAACACUACUAGUCUUUCCACUGAAGCUAUUUGCUCUCUUUAGUUUCUUGUUGCCUGGAUAUUGGCAAAGAAGAGAGAACUAUGUCGAGGUCCCAGUUUCAAACAACCAGAUUCUUGAGUGUUUGGAUCGUCUCAAGAAGCUGGAGAAAGAAUUCACAGAGAUUGGUAGAAUCCCUGUGAAAAUCCCAGAAGCAACCGAGAAGCUAUUAACGGAUUCUCUUGAGAGGAUUAAGUCUCUAGAACUUGAUCUCGACAAAACCAAAUCAGUAUUACAUUUAACAUUAACAAAACAGAUUCAGAUCACAGAACAGUUUGAAUCUCAUCACCAAGAACGAAGAAAGCGAUGCUGGUUCUGA
This is a messenger RNA of Microthlaspi erraticum, 1650 nucleotides long. The record is from the annotation of a GenBank genome assembly. Lineage: Eukaryota; Viridiplantae; Streptophyta; Magnoliopsida; Brassicales; Brassicaceae.